This is a messenger RNA of Perca flavescens (yellow perch), 539 nucleotides long. Its product is annotated as SLC35A4 upstream open reading frame protein. The transcript is spliced from 3 exons. The coding region runs from base 191 to 499 and encodes 102 amino acids. NCBI's taxonomy places the organism in Eukaryota, Metazoa, Chordata, Actinopteri, Perciformes, Percidae. The record is from RefSeq and is a predicted model, not a curated record.
GGAGGAGGACAAAAAAAUCGGUUCCUCUCAGCAGAAAUUGGCCGUAAAAUUACGUUACCGGCCGAUGAUCGCUUCUAAAUUAUCUGAAUCGAUUAUUGAGCCGUUAAGUUAUGUUGCUAUUAGCUAGCUAAUGUUAACAGUUAACCAGCUAACUUAGAGAAAAUGAGCUGUUUUGUUACAGAAGCUAUUCAUGGGAAAUUCUGAUCCUCUGAAACGGUUGAAAGAUCUGACGCAGCUCAAAAAUCAGUUGGAGGAAAUCCAGAGGCGAGUAGAGAACGAAGUUUCUGUAGGAAUCCCUCCGGGAGGCUCAGUGUUGGGAUCUCCAUUUCUGAAGGGCUUUCUGGCCGGCUAUGUGGUGGCCAAGCUACGCUCCUCUGCUUUCCUGGGAGUGCUGCUGGGAACAAUCACUGGCAUAUACGCAGCACAGAACUAUCAAGUGCCCAACAUUGAAAGGACCGUGAAGGAGUAUAUGAACAGCUUGAAAAAAGGAAAGAAAUAAUGUGGCCUGACUGCUAGUCUUGUCGGUGACAUAACGGGCA